Messenger RNA from Cyprinodon variegatus (sheepshead minnow), 741 nucleotides. RefSeq names its product lysyl oxidase homolog 2B-like. The record is from RefSeq and is a predicted model, not a curated record. Bases 151 to 741 code for a protein of 196 amino acids. Lineage: Eukaryota; Metazoa; Chordata; Actinopteri; Cyprinodontiformes; Cyprinodontidae. Gene Ontology annotation, cellular component: membrane. Gene Ontology annotation, molecular function: protein-lysine 6-oxidase activity. The transcript has 4 exons. Gene Ontology annotation, biological process: peptidyl-lysine oxidation; sprouting angiogenesis.
ACUCUGAGGACAUCCUUCCAAACUCCUUUACAGAUUUCUUUCUGUGCACGGCGUCCUCCUGUUUUCUAAUUAGCACUGUUUUAGUUUAGAUACAUGGAAAUCCUUUCUGUUUCUAGAGCUAAAGAUCUGAUGACAUGAGUGCUUAUCAGAAUGCCGGCCAACCAAAAGCUGUCCUACUGUACUGGGAUCUUCUUGCUGGUGUUGAAGCUGGCCCACGCCCAGUAUGAGCACCUUGGAUACCCGCUGGGGUACCCGCAUGCUGAAGUGGAACAGUACAGCCCCCCAGUCCUGGCUCCAGAUACCCCCAGGAUCCAGCUGAGACUAGCUGGACAGAAGAGGAAGCACAACGAGGGUCGAGUUGAGGUUUACUACAACGGAACGUGGGGUACCGUCUGCGAUGACGACUUCAGCAUCCACGCCGCUCAGGUGGUGUGCAAAGAACUGGGCUACCAGGAAGCCGUCUCAUGGGUGCCUUCUUCAAAAUAUGGGAAAGGAGAAGGACCCAUCUGGUUCGACAACCUUCGAUGCACGGGGAAAGAGAAGACGUUGUCUCUGUGUCCGUCCAACGGGAUCGGCGUCUCAGACUGCAAACACACUGAAGAUGUAGGCGUGGUUUGCAGCGACAAGAGGAUCCCUGGAUUUAAAUUUGUCAACAUGCUGCCCAAUCAUGUGGAGGUAACCUCCUUUAAAACCUGCAUGCUGCGAUCAAAUGCUCCUCACAAGUGCAACAAGCUGAUUUAG